Messenger RNA from Rasamsonia emersonii CBS 393.64, 3855 nucleotides. RefSeq lists its product as uncharacterized. The transcript is spliced from 16 exons. Lineage: Eukaryota; Fungi; Ascomycota; Eurotiomycetes; Eurotiales; Trichocomaceae. The coding region runs from base 1 to 3855 and encodes 1284 amino acids. The record is from RefSeq and is a predicted model, not a curated record.
AUGGCUAUUCCAUCCUCCUCGUCGUCAGACCACUCCAACACGCCAUUACUCCUCCAAAUUCCUCGGAAAUGGACCUCGAAACAGCUCAAGGCGCUCAAAGUAACUGAGCAACGCGACCUGCCUGCGGAGGCCAUUGUUGAAGCUUCAUAUGUGCCUAGUGAUGGGGAUGAAGCAUUCGAAGGUCUCGCCGCAGAGCUUUGCGACCCAACAAGACAGGAUCUAUGGGACAUGCCGUUUGGAAAGAAGAACUACUUCAGCAAUCCAUUUUUCUUUACCUUCAAAUCUCUAAGCCAGGUGUCGAGGUCCACUGAAAAUGAAGAUGUGUAUUCCACAGCCAAAUCGGCCCUGAUGUGCUGCCUGUCAACCAUAGGAGGCCGUCUCCGUUCGUCACUGUACCAGACGUAUUCUUCCAAAAUCCCAUUUACGGUCCACCCUGCCGGGAUAAAGGGCGCUCUCAGGUGCAGCGGGGCUCUUUUCGACAGGGCUCCCAAGUGGGCUGGUGACGAAAUCCCUCUUCUUCCGCUUGCGACAAUCACGGUCGUGAAUAACCGCGACAAGACGAGCGUUGCCGUCCACGAAGUCCCCCAGAUUGUCGUCCAGGCAAUCCUAGCCUAUAACCGUGACCCCACACGAGAGAGUUAUCCAGCGUUCGUGCUGCGCGUGGAUCGUACCAUCUUGCAGGUCAGCAUGUCGGCCCUAUCUCGUACCUACGUGGAGGAACUCUGUCGUGGAAAGCCAUUGAGCGGAAGCCUUCGACUGUGCCGUUCAAUAAGUUCAAGUCCUUGGUACAAUAUUGUACAUGAAAGUGGAGUACGAAGUAUUAAUUCCUUCCCACCCAUUCAGUCAAUCCAUUCGCCCAGCCCAGCCUCCUCAUCAUACCUUGGGUUACAUAGGCAUGCCAAGGAGGUUCAAAUCCAGACGAUAUACGGAGUACCUGUACCUACUCCGUACUCCGUAAGACAGAGAAAAGAACCUCCCCCAGUCCCAUGGCCCGGCGCCCACGGAUUGUUUUUCUUGGCCGCGUCGGGACUAGCGGGACCUGAUAUUCUUGCAGAGCCUCCAGUUUUUAAAUUUUUAAACAUUUUUAAACUCUCCCGGUGGCUGGUCCCACUGGACUAUCCUGCUUCCGGAAAUAUAUCACGUUCUCCAGGGCUAGGGAUACCUAGAGUGGUGCUAGGAAAGACGAAAGUCUCCGUUGUCGUUGAUAGAGACAAUGUGUCAUCUCGGCCAGCCAAUAUGAUUGUCGCUCGCUCCUACCUUCUGAGGCCUUUCCUCCUUUCGCUGGUGGUCGUCGCGACCCUGUCCGCUAAAGUCGUCCAUCUGUUCUUGCAUGUUCACUCGGUUCCGCUCGCUUCCUUUCUGCUCUAUUUUCCAACGUUCUUCAUCCAGGACUGCCUUCUCUUUCUCGGUACUUGGUUCUUAUUGCACAAAACAUCUGGUGUUGCAGGCACCCUAGGGUUGCUAAUCGCCGGCUUUCUUGGGAUCGUGACUCUCGUUGCGGCCUCCGCCCAAAUCGGUUUCUUCUAUGUCACCGGCUCCGAAAUACAAUGGGGUACAGCAACGAGCGUGGCCAACGAUCCCGCAGGGAUGAAAUUGCUGUUGAGCGGCCUGUGGCCCGUUCUAGCAGCCGGAGUUGUCAUCGUCCUUCUUGCCUGGUUCUCGACGCCUUUUAUUUCAACAUGGAUAGGUCGUCGGCUCUCAGCCAUCGCGAAUAUCUCCAUUCCCGACGAAUCUGGAGAAUAUCUUCCCGUGGCCCAAUCAAAACAACCCAGCCACGAAGGACGAACAGCACGCUUUUGGGCUGUGGGUAUCGCGCUGACAGUAAUCUGUUUAAGGCUUGUCAGGCCGCCAGUGCCGUACAAUCAUAUGUCUGGCACCAUUCCCUUUACUCUUCUUAAUGCUUUCCGUUCAAAACCCGAAGUGUGCCCUCAAGCCGAGGCACAACCGUUUCCUCUGCCUGAAUUGAUCGAGAAGAAGUUCUGGGAACUCCCUCGAGGCCACUUCAAGGGCUGGACCCCAGGCAUGGAGGAUAUUGCUGAUGAAGAAGAUUUCAACGGGCGACCUCAAUGGCUGCCAGAGGAACUGCCUCCUGGAUUUGGGCGAUGGGCCUUGGAAAAACCUGCAAAUCAAUCAGUCAGUGGAGAGAGAGGCAGCAAAGCUUGUCCCAGUGCGGAAGCAAUCAAAAACACAUAUAACCCUGCGAAAGAUCCACUGCGUAUAACAAAUCUCGACCUCGACCUCCUGGAGCCAUUACAGGAGGCCUUAAGGGACCACGAUAUCCCAAUAACCCACAUCUUCUUGAUAGAGAUGGAGAGCGCGCGCAAAGAUGUCUUUCCCCUGAAAUAUGGCUCUCAUCUCCACAAAAUGAUCCUCCAAUCACACGAGACAGAAGAUACGGAAGUCAUCGACAAUAUUAAUUCCAAACUCUCUGCCGUGUCGCCAAUUGCUGAGCAACUUACUGGUGAAUCUGGCGGAUUUCCUCAAGAGAAUCUUUCAGCAGAUUUGUGGCAAGAUAGCGCCGCUCCUGGAAUGGGCGGUAUCAACGUGUUAGGUGCAGUAACGGCCAGCAGCCUUUCCUUCAAGAGUGUGCUUGGGAGUCACUGCGGGGUGGGCCCGCUGUCACUGGAUUUCAUGUACGAGAAUGAAGCCGAGAUCUAUCAGCCGUGCAUCAUGCACAUCCUAGAACUCUUUAAUCGGCUCAAAGAAGGAUCCGGCAAGGAAUCGAGCGACAUGCGUCAGCGCAGAUGGAAAUCCGUGUUCGCCCAGUCGAUCACCGGCGUGUACGAUGACCAGAAUAAGCUGAAUCGGAAAAUGGGGUUUGACAAGUCCAUCGUGAAGGAGGACAUCGAUUUUCCAAAGGCAAAACACUUCCACCAGGGAAUGGAGGAAAUCAAUUACUUUGGUUACCCCGAAGAGGAAGUGCUCCCGUAUUUGCAAGAUACGGUCAACGAGGCCUUGGAGAAGGGAGAACGACUCUUUUUCUCUCAUUUCACCAGCACCACUCAUCAUCCGUGGGCGGUGCCCUCUGACUUCGAGACUGAGCAGUAUUGGGCGGAUGAUGGCCUCGUCUCCAAACACGAGGAGGCCAACAGAUACCUCAAUACUGUCCGCUACGUCGACCAAUGGCUGGGAAAAAUCCUCAAGGUGAUAGACGAGGCAGGGAUUGCAAACGAGACCUUGGUUGUAUUCGUGGGCGAUCAUGGUCAAGCAUUCCGUGAAGAUGCGCGAUACAGUGGCACCUAUCAGAAUGGGCAUAUCAGCAACUUUCGAAUUCCAUUGAUUUUCCGCCAUCCUCUCCUGCCACGCAUCCAACUGUCGGCCAAUGCAACCUCGCUUUCUAUUCUUCCCACCAUCCUGGAUCUUCUGAUCAACACCGAUUCUCUGAAUGCCCAGGACAAGGAGGCAGCAUCUGAUCUGAUCAAUGAGUAUGAGGGUCAGUCAUUGAUCCGGCCGUACAAAGCAAGCCACAAUGGCCGACAAGCCUGGAACAUUGGGGUCAUUAAUGCUGGCGGCUCUAUGCUGAGCGUCGCGUCAGCGGCAGUCCCAUACCGUCUCAUUCUGCCACUUAGGGAUGAAUUUACCUAUGUCUUCUCAGAUCUGAAGGAAGAUCCCGAUGAGAUCGAUCUCAUCGAAGAGUGGGAUAUGGAUUCUUUGGUCCGCAGCGUGCGUCGAGCCCAUGGAGCCGAAGCAGCGAGCUGGGUUGUCGACGCGGAAAAGGUGGGGCGAUGGUACAUGAUGUAUCAGUCAGAUUCUCCUGGCACUACAACGUUGGAGCAAUGGAAGGCUGUCGCUUUGCAAACCUUGAGGGGUGUUGGCUGUUAUGUGUCUUUCAUGCAGCUUCAAAGUAAAGUGUGA